Messenger RNA from Pocillopora verrucosa, 3525 nucleotides. Its product is annotated as E3 ubiquitin-protein ligase MARCHF8-like. Gene Ontology annotation, biological process: antigen processing and presentation of peptide antigen via MHC class II; immune response; protein polyubiquitination. Gene Ontology annotation, molecular function: ubiquitin protein ligase activity; MHC protein binding; zinc ion binding. NCBI's taxonomy places the organism in Eukaryota, Metazoa, Cnidaria, Anthozoa, Scleractinia, Pocilloporidae. The record is from RefSeq and is a predicted model, not a curated record. Gene Ontology annotation, cellular component: cytoplasm; early endosome membrane; late endosome membrane.
UACAUCCGCCAUCUUUUUUCUCUAUAGCGUCGAGGAGACUGUCGCCAUAUAAACGCUCGAUUUUGUGUAUCUUACGGUAGAUUUUGUCAAGAAAAAAGAAGUAUUCAAUUUAAAUGGAGUAUAGGCUUUGGGAUUUUUGGCGUUACGGUUGAAGGACUUGCUGAACUGAUCGUUCAAUGUUCGGGUUUCGAGAGGCGAAAACGAUGCCCGUACAGCAAAUUGUCGUUAACCCAGUGACUCUGCAGCAGACAAACAACAAAGACAGAAAAAAUUUGAAACCAAAGUCACCAGAGGGACAAAUAACAACAUCAAUUACGGAAAACAGUAACGACAAACCAAAAGCUCCCCCAAAGAAAAGCAUCUCGAUGACCUCAGUGGUUUCAUCAGCAGAGAUUUGCAGAAUAUGUCACUGUGAGGCAGAACCCGACCAACCUCUGAUCUCUCCAUGUUUGUGUGCUGGGUCUUUGCAGUAUGUUCAUCAGAGUUGCCUCCAGAGAUGGAUCAAAAGCUCAGACACCAAGAAAUGUGAACUCUGUAAAUAUGAGUUCCGCAUGGAAUCAAAAAUGAAGCCCAUAACCAAGUGGAAAGCUCUUGAUAUGACAAGAAGUGAGCGCCGCAAGAUCCUCUGCUCAGUUUCAUUUCAUGUGAUUGCCAUCACAUGUGUGGUGUGGUCACUGUGGGUUCUUAUUGAGCGCACUGCUGAGGAAAUCAGGGAAGGGCAGUUGGAUUGGCCUUUUUGGACCAAACUGGUGGUGGUAGCUAUUGGUUUCACUGGAGGAUUGGUUUUUAUGUAUGUCCAAUGUAAAGUGUAUGUCCAACUCUGGAGGCGCCUGAGAGCAUUUAACCGUAUAAUCUUAGUCAAGGAUGUCCCACAAGAAGGCCCUGAGAAUAUCUAGCAGAGGGCCCCUCUUUGCUGUAAAUAGAUGUCAUAGUGCUGAGUCCAAGGUGAGGUUUCUGUUUUGAGCAGAAUAACUCUCUCUUGUGCUAUGGAGUUUAUGUGGAUGUUGGGCCAUAUAGAUAUUUCAGUAGUGUGUGACAGGCUAUCUCAGCUGCAGAAAAUCUGACAAGGGAUCAACAAGUUUUGUGACCCCAAGUAGUCCACAGAACUCUUCAAAGUGUGAUAUGAUGAUGCUCUGCUCUCUCCAAAAUUGUGACUGCACAGUAUAAGUGUCUUGUCGCACAUAGGCCAGCAGUCUUUCUGAACUUUUGGGGGUCCCCAACUGCUGAAGCGAAUGUAUACGAUGUAGCAAUCACUGAAUAGUGUUUAGUUAGUUAGAUGGAAAUAAUUGGUCAUACAGUCUUCAGAAAAAUCUUAGUUGAAAGAGUGGGUAAAUUACUUUAAACAUGACUCCAACAAAUUGUUUUAAAAUCUCAGUAUAGGAAAAGUGCCUGUAGGGGAUAAGUAAUGUACUGCAAGUAAACUUGUUGGAAAAAAUUAUAGUCACAUGCAUACAGAGAAAUUUUUAGAGUUACAUUUUUUUUUGUAACAUGUGUUGUAAUGACAAAUGAAAGGGUGCUUCAUCUUAGCAAGGAGUUGUAACUAGGUAACAAAAUUGUGUCUAGCAUUCUCUUUGAAUUGCAUGUACAUUAUGUAUUAUCAUGAUAAUUAUUGUAAUAUUAUCAGUAAACCACUGUCCAUUCAUGAAUUACAGCACAGAAUUAUUUUAGUUCUUUAGAAUUCACUACGUACCAUAAAUCAUGAGCUACAUGUAUGCAUGGUAAUGUUUACGGGUUUACAGUACUGCUCAGAUAUAUUUUAACUCAGCAGAUGCAUUUUGUAUACUCAGAGGCAGGGUCUUCAGAUGCACGUACCUCGCUAGUGGCUUUAGAGUAUGUACAGGUAGAUGUCUAAAACAACUUGUGUCUCAAACUAAAGACAUCAAGAAUUUCAUUUUUCUCGAAAAAUAUGCUAGUGGCUUUUGAGUACAUAUAGGUAGAUGUUGAAAACAACUUGUGUCUCAAACUGAAGACAUCAAGAAUUUCAUUUUUCAAGAAAAACAUACUCUUAAGUCACAAAAAAAUUCAAAUCAAUUCAUCAUUGUGAAGGCUGAUUGUGGGAAAAAUUUGUAACAUUGCAUAUGCAGAUAAUUCAACCUGUAAAGUGUACAGGAGGUUUUUGAAUAUAUCAGUCAAAGUGUUGAAGGGCAUCACAACAUCGUCAAACAAUGAUUUGGAGACUUGUGCUCAAGAGGUAACUAAAUCCUACUGGAUAGAGCAGAGAUACAGUAGGAUUACAGUUGGGGAGAGACUUUGGUCACUGAAGGUGAUAUUUGUAUAACUUAUCUCACCUGUCUGUGCUCUUGUCACAUAGUUUUCUUCAUUUUCUGUUAAAAAAAAAUUAAAUUCUUACCUGGUAUGAAACUGGGUAAAUUUGUUGUUUUGCCACAAAAAAAAUAUAAUAAAAAUAAACUGUAAGUUCUUAACUGAUAUUGAAGCCAGUUUUUUUUUUCUUUUCUUCAUUUUCAAUCGUUAAAAGCAAAUUUUUUUGUACAGCGUAUUGAAUAAAGCACAUGUAAGCUGUGUACUGUUGAAUGAAAUAUCCAUUUUAAGUGAAUGUAAAGAAUUAACCAUCCAAAUUGAGACAGGAUGUUGUCUGGUACUUGAUUGUCUGUGUUGUGGAAGUCACCCUAAGGGCAAACAGUUUCUUCUUUUCCAAUGAUUUUCAUUUAUCCUUCCACUUGGAGAUAUCUAGCUGGUGUUAUCUUGGUGUAACACGAAAUUCUUAAAACAGAUUAACAAGGAAAUGUACAUCAGCUGAAUAGGGGAAUUUAAGAGAAUCACAAGUCAGUCAUUAGCUGUCAGGGCAGAGCUGACUAACGUUUGCGCAUGGCUCGAACUUUCGCGGGCUUACGUGUAAAACCAUAGCAAUACCAGUAAAGCGGUGGAAUUUUUGAAAACAUUGAAAAGCUGUCCAAUUUCACAGGUGAAGAAGGGAGUAGAAAUAUUACGUUUAAAACUUUUGAUUAAUUCUAACCUUCAACGGAGGCACAAGAUAUUUUGUGAACACCACAGUUUUAUCCACAAACUGAUGGAUCGUUGCAAUCGUGAGAAUACGAAAAUUAUGUCAGCGUUGUGCUGGGUGGUCCUCGGCGAUAGUUAUAUACUCUAGUUCCCAGAAGAAUGGUUUAAAUUGAUGUGAAUUGUCAACGAUCUGAAUUCUUUUUCUUUUUAAUUCCGCCAUUGUUACUAACGUUUGUAAUGCAAUAGAAUUCGGAUUCGUGACAUGCGCAAACUUUAUUCUGCUAUUUAGGAAGUUACAUGGUGAAUGGUUUGAGGUACUGCUUUGUAGAUAGCAGUCAACCAGCGAUUUUUCUCAGGCAUCAGUAAAGCAUGUACCAGCAUUUAUCUACCUGAGUGUAGUAGUUAUAAACUGUAUUUUAACUGAAACGUAUCCUAAUUGGACAUAAAUGACGAGGGUGUAAAUAUAGCAUUUCUUCGAGUUAUUUUUGUAUCUUGCCUGUCAAUCCACCUUCCACAAGUAAAAUGUAAAUAAGUAAAAAGUUUAAAUAAAAUUAACUGCUUGAA